AUGAAGUUCGGCCAGCAGCUGCGUCAGUCGCUCAUCAAAGAUUAUUACUGGCACUACAUUGCCUACGAUGAACUCAAAGAAGCUCUGAAAACUCCUUUCGUGAAUGGCCGAGAUGGCGAGCGAAAGCCAUGGGACGACGACGACGAAGCUGCAUUUAUCCGUCAGCUCGAAUCCGAGCUCGACAAAGUCUUCAGCUUCCAAAAGCUCAAAAGUCAGGAGAUCGUUGGCCGCAUAAAAUCCAGUGAGCAAGAGGUCAAGCAGGUGCUGCAAAGGCAAGAAGAACAAGACAGAUCCGAUGAAACGGAUACAGAUCUUGAGGAAGACUUUGAACUUCUGGAAGCCGAUCUCAGUGAUAUCAUUGCCGAUGUUCAUGACCUGGCAAAGUACACCCAGCUAAACUACACCGGCUUCCAGAAAAUCAUCAAGAAACAUGACAAGCAGACCAACAUCUACCUCAAACCUACCUUCUCCACCCGAUUGAAGGCAAAACCUUUCUUCCAGGACAACUACGAUGCAUUUAUUGUCAAGCUGUCCAAGCUUUACGACCUGGUCAGGACAAGAGGCAAUCCAGUAAAGGGCGACAGUGCUGCUGGAGGUGGUCAACAGAACUUCGUGCGACAGACCACAAAAUACUGGGUCCAUCCCGACAACAUCACUGAGCUCAAACUCAUCAUUCUGAAGCACUUGCCUGUGCUCGUCUUCAACUCCAAUAAGGAAUUCGAAGAGAAGGACUCGGCCAUCUCGUCUAUCUACUACGAUAAUCCCGAAACAUGGGAACUCUACAUGGGUCGCUUGAAGAAGACCGAAGGCGCAGAAGCGAUUCGCUUGCGCUGGUAUGGCGGUAUGGAGAACGAAACCAUCUUCGUUGAACGGAAGACCCAUCGCGAAGACUGGACGGGCGAGAAAUCGGUCAAAGCUCGGUUUACCCUAAAAGAAAAGAACGUCAACGCCUUUCUGGCAGGCAAGAUGACGGUCGAGGAAGCUUUUGCCAAAAUGCGCAAGGAAGGCAAAAAGAGCGAAAAGGAGAUCAAUGAUCUGGCGCAGCUGGCCAAGGAGGUCCAAUAUCGUGUCAUCUCCCGCAAGCUGGUGCCCGUCACUCGCUCUUUCUAUCAUCGAACUGCUUUCCAGCUCCCCGGAGAUGCUCGUGUGCGAAUCUCACUCGACACAGAAUUGUCCAUGACCAGAGAGGAUAACCUGGACGGUGUCAGUCGUGCGGGCAAGAACUGGCGUAGAACGGACAUCGGUAUCGACUGGCCCUUCUCGCAGCUACCUGAAAGCGAUGUUGCCCUCUUUCCAUAUGCUGUCCUGGAAGUCAAACUGCAGACUGCUGCCGGACAGGAGCCACCUCAGUGGAUCCGGGAUUUGACUGCUAGUCAUUUGGUUGAGGCCGUACCCAAGUUCUCGAAGUUCAUCCACGGAACCGCUACCAUGUUCCCGAAGCGCAUUGAUCUCUUGCCCUUCUGGAUGCCGCAAAUGGACGUUGAUAUUCGUAAGCCUGUCACUCACAAAUUCGGCAUCGAGCGCCCAGCCAACCUUGGCUCCUAUUCGACGACCGAGAUUGAUGAAGACGAGAUCGACUCCGAUGACGAAGCUGAAGCUAUGGCGGCUGCUGGAUCAACUGGCGACGUUGAGGACGACGGUGAUGAUGAUGAGCAGACGAGACAGCUCAAGGCUGCUCGUCGCGCGCUAGAUGAACAUCGACGCGCACAAGAGCAGGAUGACGAUGACGAUGACGAUACCCUCCGACCCAAUGGCCAUACAGACAGCCAUGUCGCCCCUGGCAACAUGCUUGACGAGGAAGAGCGCCUGAACGCUCAGCCACUUGUUGAUGAAGAAUACCUGUACGAUUCUGACGAGGAGAACGACGAUGCGCUGGAGGAGGCGAAACGAUCAGGCUCUUGGAAGUACUACCCACUAUUGGUUCAACGACAUGCGCAACUGGGAUCCAACGCUAUCAUCAACGCAUUCAAGUCGAUACCAACCAAAACUCCGUUACCCGCCAACGCCAAUGUGAUGACACAGAUGACUGGGCAGGUGCAAGCUCGACGAUUCAAGGCACCGCCUGGUAAACGCAUCCAUGUUCCAGUGCGAGUAGAGCCCAAGGUGUACUUUGCGGCGGAACGGACUUUCUUGUCCUGGCUUGAGUUCAGUAUCAUCAUUGGGUCGAUUGCUGCAACACUGCUCAACUUUGGCGACAAUAUCUCGCUGAUCUCGGCCUGGGCCUUUACGCUUGUGGCCAUCGCCGCCUUGGUCUAUUCGGUGGUCAUCUAUGCUCUGCGCGUGGAAAUGAUCCGGACCCGAAGAGCCAAUAUCAACCGAUACUACGACAAGUGGGGUACCUCGGCCCUUUGUGCAGGUCUUUUCGUCGCUACCUGUGUCAGCUUUGGUUUUAGGAUCAGGGAGGACGGUUGGUUUGAGUGA
This is a messenger RNA of Cyphellophora europaea CBS 101466, 2421 nucleotides long. RefSeq lists its product as uncharacterized. Gene Ontology annotation, cellular component: vacuolar transporter chaperone complex; fungal-type vacuole membrane. The transcript has 2 exons. Lineage: Eukaryota; Fungi; Ascomycota; Eurotiomycetes; Chaetothyriales; Cyphellophoraceae. The record is from RefSeq and is a predicted model, not a curated record. The coding region runs from base 1 to 2421 and encodes 806 amino acids. Gene Ontology annotation, biological process: vacuolar transport; vacuole fusion, non-autophagic; microautophagy.